GAGCGUACCGUGAAGCGGCACGCACUAGAGCUCUCGCGUUGAAAAUUGCAGAUAACAAGAUCGUGGCGGCCGCCGUGAACAACUCGAUCAAGCGUGAGCUCGGUGCAAAGAGUCCAGCUUCUCAACGUGGAUUGCUGAUGGGCAGAAACUUUCUAAAUAAUAUUGCCUUGCUCGACACCGUCGGCCGCGCCGCUGGAUUUCAAGACCAUCGUGAGAUAAGGCAGCCUUACUUCGCCAUGUUCGACUUCGGCGACGCGUUCCCGUCGCUGGACCACGACUGGCUGGAGCUCACACUGCGUCGCGCUGGCAUGGAGCGAGCGUUGCUGGACUUAGUGCUCGGCUUCUACUUCUUUCCGACAGCGUACCUCCUCGAUGCUGGCAUCAUGCAGUUCUUCCUCGCU
Messenger RNA from Prorocentrum cordatum, 401 nucleotides. Lineage: Eukaryota; Dinophyceae; Prorocentrales; Prorocentraceae. The record is from the annotation of a GenBank genome assembly.